Molecule: messenger RNA, 879 nt
Organism: Mytilus trossulus (common blue mussel)
Lineage: Eukaryota; Metazoa; Mollusca; Bivalvia; Mytilida; Mytilidae
Product: sentrin-specific protease 2-like
Exons: 10
Coding region: 1-879 (292 amino acids)
Biological process (GO): proteolysis; protein desumoylation
Cellular component (GO): nucleus
Molecular function (GO): deSUMOylase activity
Source: RefSeq, a predicted model, not a curated record
AUGGUUGAUGAAGGAAUUCUGAUCUUGGAGAAGGAUCCCCUAAAAACUUCAGAAACCCUAGAGAAAGAGAUGCAGGAACUGAUUAAAUUUUUGAAAGAAUCAGGAACUUUGGUAUCAAAGGCUAGAAAAAUCCAAUGGAUGGAUGGUUUUAUGACUGACUUGACAGUCACAGAAAUUGAUAAACAAAAAGUUGAAAAUAAAGUUGCCAAGAUUUGGGAUGAAGAUGUGGCCAACAAAUAUUUCAUUGCCAAGGUUUUUGGCAUAGACAUCACAUAUGGCGACAUAAACUCUCUCAAAGGCUCAAACUGGCUAACAGACAAAGUCAUGGAUGCAUACCUGACAUAUAUUGCCCAAACUGAGAUGGACAAGGGAAACAUCAAAGUAAGACACCAGUUGGUCUGCACCACAAACAACAUCAUUAAUGGAAAAUAUGUCCCUGGACGACAUGAAAAGAACAAAUUAAUACCAUACGACUUUGUCAUUGGAGCCUACCACCAGAGAGGAGGUCAUUGGGAUUUGCUGAUUGUUGAACCAUCAAAGGGAAAGGUUGUUUUUCUCAACCCUUUGGGAGCCUCCCCAAAUCAAAAGAGAACAGUUCUUUUGAAUUGGAGAAAAUACAUAGGACAGAUGCUUCUUCUUCAUCCAGAGAAUGGGUACAAAAACUGGACACUGGAAGUACCUGACCAUUCCAAACAACUAGAUGGAUCCAGUUGUGGCAUCUUCUGUCUUUUGUUUGCAGAGAAAUAUCUGGCUGGACAAUCUCUGCUUGGUAUAACUCAGGAAGAAGUAAAUAAUAAAAGGGUAAUGGUAGCCCACACACUGAUGAUGUUUGAAGUAUCACAUAUUUUGAAGGAGUAUCUUAAAUAUUGUUUUGGAUAA